AGUUGCGACCUGGUCGUCAACGUGUUAUCUUCUACAGACUGUUAAAGGUGUAAGAGAGCGCGCGCGCGGCAGUGUCGUGAGUGUUGAUAUUUCGAUCCAUUUUUGGUUUUGUUCGCAUUUUCCCGAGCUUUUCUUUCCUUGCGGAGCUCAAUUCCGGAUAUUUAUUUUAUCAGAUGUAUUUGAAGUAGAGCUGGCAUGCCUGAUGUGUCCCGAUCCGACUCACAGCGAUCCGACGCUUCUCAAAUACGACCUAGGGUCUCCUUCAACAGGGAUGUACACGUGAAGAGAAUUGUGCCUCGCAAGGAAGAGCGAUCAAUCGGGACUUUUAAUGGAGACACUAACGGUCACAUUCGUCGAUCACCAGUGAGGAAGGAGAGGAUAAGAAAGUCCAAGAGGGAACUAGAAGAGGAGGCGGCCAGAGUAUUAGAGCAGGCCGGGAGGCUUGAAUGCGUAGUAUCUACUAACAGAGGUACCCCCCAAGAAAAAUUCUACACACUUCCCAACCGACGUAAGGGAAAGUUGGACUAUGGUUCCCUGACCAGGAACUCGGUCCAUCGAAGCAGCUCAGAUCUACGAGCGCCAAAAAAACCCCCCCGCACCCUCGCCUCCGCUGAUGACUCCAAACACCUCAAACCAUCCGUAUUCGAAAUAUUCAAGAAACCAUCAGAUGUCGGGAAGCAGAAGAAACCGAACUUGCGUCGUAGCGUGAGCGGCGCCACAAACCUCAGAUCCAGGAGGUACGAAAACGAACGAACAAAAAACGAAACCGAGGAAGCGAUAAAGUCCAAACGAAGUUUACCGAAAAAGCAACUAUCCCCCAUAAUCGAGGUGCAACAGCGAGAGGACUACUUCGAUAACGUCAACGUUGACCAAGAGGUCAAAGAGGAUAAUGUUGAAUUGAAGGCGCCGGUUAGGAAGAAGAAGAGGAAAGAACCCGAAGAAAACAAAGAUAGCGUCACUGAGUCCUUGAAGAAGUACAUCGAUGAAAUCGACGCCCAGCUCUUCGAAGAAACGGGCAUAAGGGUGCAGCACGAGGAGAAGAAGGCUGAACCCGAGAUCGUGAUCAUCGAUGUUGACGAAGCUGAACAAAUAUCGAGGCAGAAAAACUCCAAGACGACAGCUCUUGGUAAGAAGCUCAAAUCUUUGACCACUAGAAAAGCUCCUAAGGAUCCACAGAAAACGAACAUUAAUGAGAAACUCAAACUCGAGGCAGUACCGUCCAAUUCCUCGAAUACAAAGAUAAAUAAAACUAUCAAAAAGUUGGAGAAAUCCAAGGAGAGUCGGUCCAAAAUGAUACACAGCAGUCAGAAACCGGCAGAUAAACCGCCCUUAACCAAGGGACGGACGGUUGAUACCAUGGUGAAGAGGUUGAGUAGCGAUUCGUCGACUUCUCCACCGCCUAAGACCAACAUACUGGUCAUCCCUAAUGUUUCCGUGCAACACAACAACAACCAGCCCUUCUCUUACACCAGAGGGAUCAGUCCUGAUAAGCACAAUGGAAAGGAUCCUGGAAGUCCUGUAAUUUAUGCCCAGGUUGUGUGCGCAAACGGAGCCACAGGCCCAUCCAAGCAGACGGUCCACACCGUUUACAAUUCGAACGUCAAAAAACAUCCCCAACAUUCAGAUUCCGACGAAGGUCUCGGCUACGAGGAGAACUUCAACAGGAAAUACAGCCCUUUAGAAUCCCCGCUGUCUAAACCCUACGAUAACAGAUACGUUUCGGACGUUGAACGCGACGAUUAUUUCAUGGAAGCCGACGAGCCCCCAAUUAGCCCCAAAAUCAGGACGACGUACUUCAGCGGCUACCCUUACGAGAAAGGGUUCGUGAGUGUAGAAAGAGGUAGAGCUGACGGUAUGGAUUCUAAGCGUAGAGAGAGCAUAACGGAGUCCAUGGAGAACGUUACGCCCAAACUGAACGGGACGACCAAAAGCGACUGGAGCGCUAGGCGCGACCUGUUGGAAUCCAGGAUAAACAGAAGGAUGAACGACAGGAUCACCAGAGUAUCGCCCCCUAAGAACUCCAACGUCUACAUCGCGGAAUCUACCUCUAAAUACUACAGAAAAGGCUCGGAGAGCCCUGUGGGCUUCACCGAGAAAUACGUCUCCGAAUCCCGAAUCGACGGGUUCGGGGAAAGGUUAAACACGGAGAGUCACACGAAGAGAUUCUUCGGGGAUAGGAAGGACGACGUGGAGUAUAUCACGAACGAGAGGUACCCGUACGAUCCCAAGAGCUUGGAGUCCCAACUCAGCGAUUACAGGUCUUCGCCCGAAAGUAGAAGGUUCGAAACUAGUCAGCACAGGUCCAACGACAAAUACGCGAUGAAAAUGGAAAGACAACAUCGCCUGUCCAAAGAGAGGAGCAUCUACCAGUCUAAUCCUGAAAUCUACAAGCACAGGGAAGAACCCAGCUUGGAAAACUCCUACCAUGACUCUUUAAGAAGAGAAAGAAGGGGCUUCAAGUCGGAAAGGUACCUAGACCGAGGUGGCAGCGACCGCAAGGAUAAAUUCGGCGAUUCGGGCAUAGAGAACGACAUAAAACGGGAGGAAAACUACAGGCCGGAAAGAAGAAGGAUGUACGGAGUGAGGAAUACGGAGAGUGAAGACGAAGGCUUCGCCAGUUCGCUCUUGAUCGCCAGCGAAAGGCAGCACACUGAGGAAGCCACAGUCGGAAAGAAACUCAGGCCCGACUACGAUUACGAUGCACCUUACGAGAGGGAAGAAUACGAAUACAGGAGAAGGAAGACGGAAUACGCGCCGAGAGAAAGAAGCAUAGACGACGGUUCGCACUACGAUCCGAGGAUAGAUAAGGACUUUGAGAAUGAGAGGGGGACUUUGGUGAGGAAGAUAGAGAAGAAACCUCCGAAGCCCGAAAAGAAGAGUGGCUUGGAAAAGGUUAAACAGUUAUUCAUGGGAUCUAGUAAGAAGAAGAAGGACAAGCAGACGAUGGUUGCUGAGGAGGAUUUGAGGUCUAGAUAUAAGGAAUACAAAGGGAGUACGGAGCACUUGGAACCUCAGAUGAAGAAGAGGGAGAUCAGGGAUUAUAAUGCGAGCUACGACUACAGGAAUAGAAGUAGACUCCCCACGCCCAGUCCAGAGCCUCCGAAAAAUGGAUAUGCCGUUGGUCACACCAAUGGACAUAUGUCAGAUUCAAAUACUUCCCACAAUGGCUGGUUCAAAUCUUUGGACAGACUCUCGAAGAAGAAGAAUAAAAAGGAUGAGGUAGAUGGGAUAUUAACUAGUGCAGAAGAAGAAUCAACACCCAAGUCGCCACCGACCAAAAGUCUAAGGUUUUUCGGAGACAGUUUAAGGCAAAGAACUACCAACCGUUCGCGAACCGAGAUAUCUGGAAAAGACAGGAUAAAAAGCCAGUCUACUAGAGAUCUACACAACAUUUCAGAAGAAACCCGGCCUUCCCGACAGGAAAACGGAAUACGAAAAAACAAUCACAAAUCUAUGCUGAACAUAUCGGAAUCUGACAGGGAAACGAACAGGUCCUCGAAAUCAACCUUAAAACCUCCAGCAUCCCCUAGUCACAGGUCGAGAGAACCCCAAAGGAGGGAUGACAGACUUAGGAGGAGCAAGAAUGAAGUUAGUUCUUUGGAAAGUUCCACUGAGGGAGACAGUAGCCAGCAGUCACAGCAGUCUCAAAGGAGUAUCGUAUACCUUCAUGCAGCAACAGUGGGAGAUAUACCAGGACCAGGCUACCUCAGAAAUAGCUCAAGAGCUGCAUCAAGAGAAGAACUGACUUCGAACGGAAGUAACAAAAUGCAACCACGCGUGAAGACCUUGAGUAGGUCUUUCUCCAUGUUGGCCCCGUGGAAACCUCGUCACUUCAAGGAAUCCAUGGAUAUAGACUACAGCCAAUAUCCCAAACCAGUACCUGCCACCAAGAAUGGAAAAUACGAGCAAAGGGUAUCGAAGAACGGAACCAGCAGAAACUCCAGCUCCUCCACCCUAAAGAAGAAAGCCCACGAGACUAGGAGAUCGAAUCAGAACGUUUCUACACUGGGCAACCACCGGACUAGGAGCAAGGAAAACAUUUCUUCUUCCCAGACCUUGAAGAGGAGCAAAGAAGAGUCAACAAGGAAUUCAACGUCUACGCUGUACAAGAAAAAGGACAGGAUGCCCAGAGAAAACUCCAGGUAUAGCAAAGAGAAGGAUGAUAGGAAGAUAUCAUCCAAGAGCGCUUCUGUGGAGUCUCUAGGCAGAAUCAGCAGAGGUCGUGAAGAUUCACGGGAAGUCUCCAGGUCUAUUUCAAUGCCUAGGGACCCGGAUAAAUCGGCGGGUUGGUUCAAAAUGGGCAGGAAAAGUAGCAAAAACGUGACGUCACAACGACUCUAACCCUCUCUCAACAGUCUUAUCAAGCGAAGAUAGCUAACAUCGUUGUCAUCGGAGACAUUCACCUAAUUUUUAAACUCAUUAAAGAUGCGCAAAUAGUCUCAUCUUCUGAAAUAGAUAAUAACUGUGCCAUCAGCUUCUCUAGCACAUUUAAUAACUUGUUAAAUUGCACCAGAGAAAAUCAUUCUAAUGUUUUGUUUUUGUUCUUUAAAUUGUUGAGUUAAUAUUUUGUUUUGCAGAGUUUUUGGGAAUUGAUUUCUAGUUACCUUCAACGUUCUACUGAGUUUUUCCUCCUAAAGACUUUGGUUUCGUUUUUUCAAAUAUUCAUAUAAUCAGAUUAAUACUGAACCCUCUUCUCUUCAAGUUUUUUUCAAUUCGUUUUUCAGUAGAGUAAUACCAGACAAAUUUCCAAAAUACCCUGUUUUCAUGUGCCUUACACUAGAUAUAAGUUUUUAAAUGAAUUCGCUUUCUUUUUCAUCAUGUUAGAGGGCCUAGUGAAAAGGAAUUCGAAUUUUGUUGUGGUAUCCACUAAUAUUGUUUUAUAAGUUAUAAAUCUAACAUUUCAAAGUUUUAUUGGGGUAAUUAAAGGUUGAUGAAUUUCGAAAUGUCAAAUAAAACAGAUCACAUUCAAACCCCACUCAGCAUAUGUACCUACAGUUAUUACCACUUCACAAAUCAUUAUUUUUGGGCUGAAUUAACUGGAGUAUUCAUUAUUACCUCAUGUUCACACAUUUCGAAUGGUGCUAUAUUAGUAUUUAGUCUUGAUUUUUGUAAAAGAUGUAAAUAACCUCGGUUUUGACUGUAAAUUUUGGUUAGGAUUAUUUUGAUGCAAGUUAUGCAAUGAUUUUUAACUUUGUUACCAAAUGUUACACUCAAAAUUUGGACAUUGUAUUAUAUAGAACAUCGAUUUUUUCAUUUGAGUUUAAAUUGUAGAUGUAUUUUUAAGUAACUAAACAAAUUAUUUGUAAUUAUUGUGCUAUACUGAAAUAAAAUAUUAAUAAAUA
Messenger RNA from Coccinella septempunctata (seven-spotted ladybird), 5342 nucleotides. Its product is annotated as calponin homology domain-containing protein DDB_G0272472. The transcript has 10 exons. Bases 196 to 4341 code for a protein of 1381 amino acids. NCBI's taxonomy places the organism in Eukaryota, Metazoa, Arthropoda, Insecta, Coleoptera, Coccinellidae. The record is from RefSeq and is a predicted model, not a curated record.